AUGACUUUUCGAGACCGCUUCAAAAGGGCCUUUCACCGCUCGUCAUCAGACAAGGACAAGGACGCCAAGCCCAAGAUCGAGUACUAUCGACGUGGAGAAUGCCCUCGCUCCAAGUACCGGGGCCCCGUCGACCCAGAACACAAACGGAAACUGUACGACUGGAACUUUGCAACAGCUACUGAAGACCGCCGCCGGUCCUUUGACCUCGACCUGUCACCCUGCACCAGCCUGCCCGAAGACCCUGACAAUGGCCACAAGACCGACGACACCUCUGAAUCCGAGCCCGAGGUGGCACACAUGCAUGUGCUUGGAGGAGGUUCCAUCACUGUCGCCCACCAUGAAGUGGCCCCGUCCGGAUCCGUCGAUUCGGCCUCUGACUCGUCUACCGCCGUCGCCUCCAGCUUUGGCUCGUCCACGCUGACCUUGAAGGAAAGCUGGGACUGGCCGCUGAUGAAACGGGAUACUUUGGCACCGCUGAAGGAGUCCAUUGCCUGGACUACGCCUUUGGCUCGUCGUAUCUCGGCGCCGGAGAGGUCGCAGGCGGUGCGUCCUGAAGACCUGAGCCGUGCUCUGAACGCUGUUGGCGCGGUGUAUUAG
Talaromyces rugulosus is the source of this 597-nucleotide messenger RNA. RefSeq lists its product as uncharacterized. The record is from RefSeq and is a predicted model, not a curated record. Bases 1 to 597 code for a protein of 198 amino acids. The transcript has 2 exons. Lineage: Eukaryota; Fungi; Ascomycota; Eurotiomycetes; Eurotiales; Trichocomaceae.